CUCUCGCUCGCCCCGGGCGGGCGGGGCCGCAGCCGCGCACCGUGGGCUCGCGCCCCGCCUUUGUCUCCCGCGCCCGCCGCCGGCUGCCCGAGCCGCUUUGUGCGGCGCGGCCGCGGCUCAGCAUGGACGUGACGGUGUCGCAGCUCGUGGAGCUGUUCCUGCAGAGCCCGCUGGUGACCUGGGUGAAAACUUUUGGCCCGUUCGGAAGCGGCCACCAGGACAACUUGACUCUGUACAUGGAUUUAGUGGACGGCAUCUUUUUGAACCAAAUCAUGUUGCAAAUAGACCCCAGGCCCAACAAUCAGCGUAUCAACAAGCAUGUCAACAAUGACGUGAACCUGCGCAUCCAGAACCUGAGUAUCCUGGUGAGAAACAUCAAGACCUACUACCAGGAAGUUCUCCAGCAGCUGAUCGUAAUGAAUUUGCCCAAUGUUUUGAUGAUUGGCAAAGACCCACUGUCUGGGAAGAGCAUGGAGGAGAUUAAGAAGGUGCUGCUGUUGGUGCUGGGCUGUGCCGUUCAGUGUGAGAGAAAAGAGGAGUUCAUUGAGAGAAUCAAACAGCUGGACAUCGAGACCCAAGCUGGCAUUGUGGCUCACAUCCAGGAGGUGACCCACAACCAGGAGAACGUGUUUGACCUGCAGUGGCUGGAGUUGCCAAAUGUGGCCCCAGAGGAGCUGGAGGCCCUCUCCAGAAACAUGGUGUUCCACCUCCGCAGACUCAUCGACGAACGUGACGAGUGCACUGAGCUGAUCGUGGACCUGACACAAGAGAGGGACUACCUCCAGGCGCAGCACCCUCCCAGCCCCGGCAAGUUCUCUAGCCCAGACUCCACACCAAGCCCCACCAGCAGCCUGUCCAGCGAGGACAAGCAGCACCUGGCCGUGGAGCUGGCUGACACUAAGGCCAGGCUGCGGCGCGUCAGGCAGGAGCUGGAGGAGAAGACGGAGCAGCUUGCAGAUACCAGACACGAGGUGGACCAGCUGGUCCUGGAGCUUCAGAAGGCCAAGCAAGAUAAUAUCCAGCUGGCGGCUGAUGCCCGGUCAGCCCGUGCCUAUCGGGAUGAGCUGGAUUCGCUGAGGGAAAAGGCUAACCGUGUGGAGAGACUGGAGAUGGAACUAAUCCGAUGUAAGGAGAAGCUGCACGAUGUGGACUUUUACAAGGCUCGCAUGGAGGAACUGAGAGAAGACAACAUCAUCUUAAUCGAGACCAAGGCCAUGUUGGAGGAGCAACUGACCGCCGCCCGUGCUCGAGGCGAUAAAGUCCACGAGCUGGAGAAGGAGAACUUGCAGCUAAAAUCUAAACUCCAUGACUUGGAACUGGAUCGGGACACAGAUAAGAAACGAAUUGAGGAGCUGCUGGAAGAAAACAUGGUUCUGGAGAUCGCACAGAAACAGAGUAUGAAUGAGUCGGCCCACCUGGGCUGGGAGCUGGAACAGCUGUCCAAGAACGCAGACUUGUCUGAUGCCUCCAGGAAGUCCUUCGUGUUCGAGCUGAACGAGUGUGCCUCCAGCCGCAUCCUGAAGCUGGAGAAGGAGAACCAGAGCCUCCAGAGCACCAUCCAGGGGCUGCGGGACACGUCGCUGGCACUGGAGGAGAGCAGCCUCAAAUGUGGGGAGCUGGAGAAGGAGAACCAGCAGCUUAGCAAGAAGAUUGAAAAGUUGCAAACGCAGCUGGAGAGAGAAAAACAGAGCAACCAGGACCUGGAGACUCUCAGUGAGGAGCUGAUCCGAGAGAAGGAGCAGCUGCAGAGUGACAUGGAGGCCCUGAAGGCCGACAAGGCCAGGCAGAUAAAGGACCUGGAACAGGAGAAGGGCCACCUCCACCAGGCUGUGUGGUCCUUGCGGGAGAGGCCGCCGGUCGACAGCACGAAGAAUGUGGAGAAGGAAAACAGAGCCCUCCACCAGGCCGUGACUGAGGCCGGCAGCAAAGUCAGCCAGCUGGAGCUGGAGAAGAAGCAGCUGCACAGAGACCUGGAGGAGGCCAAGGAGAAGGGGGAGCGGGCGGAGGUGCUGGAGCAGGAGCUGCACCGUCUGGAGAAGGAGAAUGAGCAGCUGGCCAAGAAGGUGACCUCCCUGAAGACGGUCACCGAGAAGGUCGAGGGUCUGGAGCUGGAGAACCGGACGCUGAGGAAGUCCUUGGACACCCUGCAGAAUGUGUCCGUGCAGCUCGAGGGCCUAGAGCGGGACAACAAGCAGCUGGACCAGGAGAACCUGGAGCUCCGGAAGAUGGUGGAGGCCAUGCACUUCACCAGCGCCAAGAUGGCGCAGAUUGAGGCGGAGAACCAGCAGCUGGAGCAGGAGAAGGAGGAGCUGCGCAGGAGCGUGGAGCUCCUGAAGGCUUUAAGCAAGAAGUCGGAGCGCCUGGAACUCAGCUACCAGAGCGUGAGUGCCGAGAACCUGCGCCUGCAGCACAGCCUGGAGAGCAGCAGCCACAAGUCCCAGGCCCUCGAGAGGGAGCUGGGCGAGCUGGAGGCCGAGCGCCAGUCUCUGAAGCGAGACCUGGAGGCUCUGCAGCUCACCAACAAGCAGCUCGAGGGGGCCGAGCAGGACAGGAAGGCGCUGGAGCAGGAGGUGGCCCAGCUGGAGAAGGACAAGAAGCUGCUGGAGAAGGAGACCAGACGCCUGUGGCAGCAGGUGGAGCUCAAGGAUGCUGUCCUGGAUGACAGCGCUGCCAAGCUGUCCGCGGCCGAGAAGGAGAGCCGUGCGCUGGACAAAGAGCUGGCCCGCUGCCGGGAUGCGGCCAGCAAGCUGAAGGAGCUGGAGAAGGACAACCGGGACCUUACCAAGCAGGUCACCGUGCACACGAAGACGCUGACCACCCUGAGAGAGGACCUGGUGCUGGAGAAGCUGAAGAGUCAGCAGCUGACCAGUGAGCUGGACAAACUGAGCCAGGAGCUGGAGAAGGUUGGCCUCAGCAAGGAGCUGCUGCUGCAGGAGGACAACAGUCAUGGUGACACAAAAUGCAAGAUUUUAGAAGGCAAAAAUGAAUCAGCAUUGAAGACAACACUGGCCAUGAAAGAAGAAAAGAUAGUGUUUCUGGAGGCCCAGGUGGAAGAGAAGGAAAGCUUGAAUCACCAACUACAGAUUGAACUGCAGAUGGUAAAGGACGAACGGGAUGAGCUCAGGCAGACCCAGGAGGACAGAACGCAGGCACAGAACAUGCUGAAGCACCCUGCGGGCAAGGUGGUCAGCAGUCCCCAAGAGAAAGAGGCCUGGGAGCCCAGCCACAAAGAGGCCACCAUGGAGCUUCUCCGUGUGAAGGACCGGGCCAUCGAGCUGGAGCGCAGUAACGCAGCUCUUCAGGCCGAGAAGCACCUGCUGAAGGAGCAGCUGCAGCACCUGGAGACUCAGAAUCUGGCCUUCAGCAGCCAGAUCCUGACCCUACAGAAGCAGAGCGCCUUCCUGCAGGAGCACACCACCGCACUGCAGACCCAGACCGCAAAGCUGCAGGUGGAGAAUUCCACACUGAGCUCCCAGAAUGCAGCACUUGGUGCGCAGUACACAAUGCUACAGAGCCAGCAGUCGGCCAAGGAGGCUGAACAUGAAAGUCUGCAGCAGCAGCAGGAGCAACUGGCAGCUGCUUAUGAGGCCCUGCUUCAGGACCAUGAGCACCUGGGUGCCCUGUACGAGCGCCAGUCCUCAGAGUAUGAGGCCCUCAUCCGACAGCACAGCUGUCUGAAGACGCUGCACCGGAACCUGGAGUUGGAGCAUAAGGAGCUUGGGGAGAGGCACGGUGACUUACAGAAGCGGAAAGCUGAGCUGGAGGAGCUGGAGAAGGCGCUGAGCACCGAGCGGGAGGCGCUGCAGCGGGAACAGAGGACCAGCGCCGUGGCCUCCAGUGAGAACCAGAGGCUGCGAGGAGAGCUGGACAGGGUCAGUUUCCUGCACCACCAGCUGAAAGGGGAGUAUGAAGAGCUGCAUGCCCACACCAAGGAGCUGAAAACAUCACUGAACAAUUCCCAGCUGGAGCUGAACCGCUGGCAGGCACGCUUCGACGAGCUUAAGGAACAGCACCAGAGCAUGGACAUCUCACUGACCAAGCUGGACAACCACUGUGAGCUGCUCUCCCGUCUCAAGGGGAACUUAGAGGAGGAGAAUCAUCACCUGCUGAGCCAGAUCCAGCUGCUGAGCCAGCAGAACCAGAUGCUGCUGGAGCAGAACAUAGAGAACAAGGAGCAGUACCAUGAGGAGCAGAAGCAGUACAUAGACAAAUUAAAUGCUUUACGGAGACACAAGGAAAAACUGGAAGAGAAAAUCAUGGAUCAGUACAAGUUCUAUGACCCUGCCCCAAAGAAGAAGAACCACUGGAUCGGAGCCAAAGCCCUAGUCAAACUUAUCAAGCCAAAGAAAGAAGGCUCCAGAGAACGGUUAAAAUCCACCACAGAGAGCCCCCCCUGGCAGCUGGAGCCCUCAGACCCCGCCUCACCAUCUGCCUCCCAGAAUCUCAGAUCACAGACGGAGAACUCCGACAACCCCACACCCGGUUUGAACUGUGCAGAACGGGACACCCACAACGGGCCUGUGGGGAAAGGCCCCGGGGAUCAGAAACCAAAGCGAGGGUCCCCCCGAGGAGGCAGUGUUGACCGCACAGAUGCCUCCACUGACCCAGCUGUGAAGUCCUGGCCCUCAGAGCCUGGCUCCCGGACUUUUUCAACCUCAGCCAUCAUGGCAGCCCCUUCCGGCUCCACCCUAGUCCCCAAGCACCCAGGCCGCACCAAAGGUAGUAAUUCAGAUGACAACCUCUGCGAGCCUUCCAUGGAGCCUGAGGCCCCCUACCCCAGGCAGCCGGUGUCGCGGCCGAACAGCUUGGAGAGCAGCAGGAACACAUCCAGCAACAGCUCGCCGCUGAGCCUCAAGGGUUCCUCUGACCGCCUGCACAGCCGGUGGGAGAGCUUCAGCAGCGCAGACCUGAUCCCCAGCAGGGACCCCACCACACUGUCUCGGGAUGCCGGCACCCCAGGACGUGGUGGCCUCAGCCGCCAUGAGUACCCUCCGCUCCGGAAUGGGCCCGUCCCCCAGGACAGUACCCAGAAGAGGGGUGCAGCUCCAGCCCACACUGGGGGGCGGUCCCGCUCGGCCUCACCCAGCAGUGAGAUGGUCACCUUGGAGGAGUUUUUGGAGGAGAGUAACCGCGGCUCUCCGACCCACGACACUCCGAGCUGCCGCGACGACCUUCUUAGUGAUUACUUCCGAAAGGCCCAUGAUCCUCCAGCCACGGGAGGCCAGCCCAGACCACCAGCUAGGAAGGACGGAGCCAAGAUGCCCACCAGCUUUGUGGCUCCCAUCAAGAUGUCAGUCAACACCUCUGAGGGGCAGCAGCUGAAGCCAGGGCAUUAUGUAAAGCCCAGCUUGAGACCAUCUGAGGCUGAGGCCCUAGCUGGGGUCCCUUCCAGACAAGUCCAGCCUCCCCAAAGCCUGUCUCUGGGGAGACCCAGGCAAACCACCAUGCCUUCGACUUGUCACAUGCCUGCCAGCCGAAGCGCAUCUCUGAGUAGAACCUUCAGCCUGGCUUCGGCUGACCUCCUCCGGGCCAGCGGGCCAGAAGCCUGCAGGCCAGAGUCUCCUCAGAAGUCAGGGUGUUGUCCAGAGACUGCAGGAACCAGAGACACAGGCAGCCACAGCCUGCAGGGCUCCCACAGUCUGGCCCGGGAGCGGACUCCACUGGUAGGAAAAGCUGACAGCUCCUCUCCAGGCCCUGGUACUCGUGGCCGGCCACCGGACACAAGGCGCUUCUCCCUGGCCCCCCCAAAGGAGGAGAGGCUGGUCCCCCUGCAGCAGUCUGCCACAGCCCCAGCCCUUGCCACUGGAUGUAGCAGUGGUAGCAACCCCCCGACCCAGCACUUUUCUCCCAUUGUGGCUCCUGCUGUCAGGACAAAACCCAAAGUGCCACCACACUCAGGGGAGGUAGCCACCGUCGCUCCUGUGAGGUCGGGGCUCAGCACCUCGGAAGGAGAUGGGGGCCCAGGACAUGGCUACAGUGAGGGGCUUCCGACCAAAAGCCCUGGUAGAUCUCCUGACUUGGCUCCCCAUGUCAGCCGGGGCCCUGAUGACUUCAAUCAAGGGAGCAGCUCAAAGAGCACACCGGCAUCCCCAGAGCCAGGUGGGGACCCGCAAACAGUGUGGUAUGAGUAUGGUUGUGUGUGACUCUUAUCACUGGAUCUGCACCCUGAACUAAUUGUGCGCCUUCUGAUUACAAUAGCCUUUUCUCCUGUGUGCCCGUGGUGCCGGGAAAGGGUAUGGGAUAGGGAAGGGGUUCCCACACAGUCAUCCUAUUGGUCGAUGGAAACACUGUGCCAAGCCCUAAGAGGAUUACUCUCCAGGGUCUGUAACUUAUCUUCUAUAUCUACAGCUUCCAGCAGCUGCUGUCUUACGGACGAAUCUAUUUAGCACGGGGAUUGCUUAGAAUUCAGUGGCAAAACCAGUUUACGCAGAAACAGACACUACUUGAGUAGGAAUACUCAUUUGCAACCUGUCAGCCUCCGUUAAAGAGUGUCCGCGUAUGCGGAUGCAUGCGUGUGUACCAGGCUCACAAAGAGAGCUAAGUCCCGACAAUGGGUCGGUCUGGAAACUCCACUCCCGCCUAAAAGCCCAGAGCAGGGCUGGCUGUUAAAACCAGGACCAUCAUCGCCAUCCUAUUCCUGGGCUCCAAGCACUUCCCUUGAUAGCAAGACCCAGCUUCAGGAUCAGCCACAGGGUCUGGGCUCUGCUUAGUGGGUUUUGAGGCCACCCAGGGAUGAGCCUUUUGGGACUUCCCAGGCUCACUUUCGUACAAACACUGGAUCUGCUAGGCCUAGGGUGUGAAGCAAAAAGGUGUCCUAUGUGUGUCCCAGGGAGGGACUGUCCGGCAGGCGUAAUUAGUACACAGAAGGAAGACCAAAGCCACACUUACUUUGUAAUGUGGCCAUUGCACCCAGCCUUCCUUAGUGCAGAGGGAAUGUUACUAUUUCUGAAUAACUUUGGGGGUAGAAACCAAAUUUCUUUAAUAUAUAUGGACACACAUGAAUAUAUAUAUAUAUAUACACUUUCGGGGGUCUAUUUAUGUUCCUAUUAUGUUGGAAUUCAUUCUUCAGGGUCUGACCUGCUGUUCGUGUAUUUGGUCCAAUUCCUGACAUGUUUCGUUUCCUAUUGUAAUGGUGCUUUUCCUGGGAUGGACUAAAUGAUUGUUUUUCUGUUUUGAUGUAAUGUGCUGAGAAAGAAACAGGGGAGACCUCUGGAUAUUAACAAGAUCCAUGGGAAGGGUGUUUGGGUUUUAUGUGUUAAAUGGCCGUUCGUUCUGGAAGACAAGGGCAGGGCCGUAAUAAAAUGGUAUGGAACCUG
Peromyscus maniculatus bairdii (prairie deer mouse) is the source of this 7316-nucleotide messenger RNA. RefSeq names its product coiled-coil and HOOK domain protein 88C (gene Ccdc88c). Gene Ontology annotation, biological process: cytoplasmic microtubule organization; cytoskeleton-dependent intracellular transport. The record is from RefSeq and is a predicted model, not a curated record. Gene Ontology annotation, molecular function: microtubule binding; dynein light intermediate chain binding. NCBI's taxonomy places the organism in Eukaryota, Metazoa, Chordata, Mammalia, Rodentia, Cricetidae. Gene Ontology annotation, cellular component: centrosome; cytoplasm.